AUGGCGACACGCUGCGAGUUGGCAUCCUCGGCGGGGGAGCGGAUGACAACGCGACCGUCCGGUGGAUCUGGCCGGCUGGCUCUCGGGCGCGAUGGCGCUCCGAGUCCCUGGGCCCACGGCCCCCGCGCCUGGCGCUGGAGGACAUCACGGAUGCCUUCAAGGAUCAGGGAGCUCCUCAAACCGCCACAGCUGAAUGCCGUGAAGACAGACUCCACAUCUUACAAGGAGCUGCCCGAGUUCCUCGAGCUCCAACUCUCCGCUCCUUCGGAGCAACUCCCGUGGCCGGCGCCACCCCCCCAGGUGGAUUUGCUCCUGGUGCCGCCGGCCUUCGAUCGAUUUCAGCGGCUGCUGCCGCAGCUGGCGCAGCUCGGGCUCGGCCGCAUCUACCUCUGCAAAGUCCCAGGGGGGCCACGGGUCUUUGGCUGCCACCUGCUGCGCAGCCCGGAGCUGCUGCGGGCAGAGCUGUUAAAAGGCUUAGAGCAGUGCGGCGACACGCAGGUGCCUGAAGUCCUCCAAUGUAACCUCCGCAGUUGUCUCGAGGAGCUCGCUGACGACUCUCUGCGCUUGAUGGCCGAACGGGGGCCGUCCGCGCCGCUACCGCUGCCGCCAACCCUGGGUCGCUGCAUCCUGGCCGUGGGCCCGGAGGCGGGCUGGCGCGAAGAAGAGGAGGCGCUGCUGAAAGAGGCGGGCUUCCAGGGGCUUUGUCUUGGGGUGCGACCGCUGACCACAGAGCUCCAGGUUUUCGCCGGCGUGGCGCUGGCGGACGCUGUGAU
Messenger RNA from Symbiodinium natans, 773 nucleotides. The record is from the annotation of a GenBank genome assembly. NCBI's taxonomy places the organism in Eukaryota, Dinophyceae, Suessiales, Symbiodiniaceae.